Lactuca virosa is the source of this 420-nucleotide messenger RNA. The record is from the annotation of a GenBank genome assembly. NCBI's taxonomy places the organism in Eukaryota, Viridiplantae, Streptophyta, Magnoliopsida, Asterales, Asteraceae.
AUGGUGUUUACAAGGGCUACAUCGAAAUGGUUCAUCCUGAAGAAGCGCUCAGAGAGUGCUCAAGACGAUCAACUGAUCAAGAUGUACCCUCCUAAGCGGAAGCAUUCUGAAGAUCCUGUUACUACUGUCUUUCACGAAUGUCCAAUUGAGUCGGACGACGAGAUGAAGUGUGUGGAAGAUGAGGCAUAUGUUCCUCAUACGGGCAAACCAGAAUCGGAGACCGCUACUGGAGGCCUCCCUAAGAAGGUCCCUGAGGAUCCCCCUUUGGAGAAAGAAAACCCCAAGGUUUUGUCUGUUGCGGCUCUGUUUCAACAAAAACUCUCUGGGUCCGGACUUGGUCACUUUAUGGAAUCAACCACCAACUCCUUGUUCCUAUUCUCAUUUCAUCUGAUACCACAACUGGGAAUGAAGAACCUUUAG